Messenger RNA from Spathaspora passalidarum NRRL Y-27907, 5422 nucleotides. RefSeq lists its product as uncharacterized. Lineage: Eukaryota; Fungi; Ascomycota; Pichiomycetes; Serinales; Debaryomycetaceae. Gene Ontology annotation, biological process: tRNA methylation. The record is from RefSeq and is a predicted model, not a curated record. Gene Ontology annotation, molecular function: protein binding. The transcript has a single exon. The coding region runs from base 13 to 2934 and encodes 973 amino acids. Gene Ontology annotation, cellular component: cytoplasm.
ACACCAAGCAUAAUGUCCGGGUUCAACCAAAUAUCCUCGCUCAAUGAAGUCGAGUUUGCCCCGUUGCACCACUAUGGACCAGUCACAGCCUUGAAAAUCUACAAAAACUACGUGUUGGCCGGGUAUGGUCCCAUCCUCAAGAUCUACCAGAUGACCCAAGGUGACUUGUUAGAUGUGGCUGAAGUGUUCUGCAAGCAGGUGUUCAGCCGCAAUAAGAUCCACCAUAUUGAAAUCACUAGCCAGGGGAGACUUUGUCUUAGUGGAGCCCGAUCAUUCAUGGUGCUUGACCUCGAGGAAGUCCUCCAAGGAAAAGGCAACUUCAAGGAGCGGGCGAUCAAUGAGUGGAUCGUUACUUGUGCAUUCUACGAGAACUGGUUGUUGAUUUUGAACUCGCAUAAUGUGGUGUACAAAGUCGACCUCGCUCUGUUUGAAUUCGACAAGGUGCACUGUCAAGAAAAGUCGAUUCUCUAUAGUGGAUCCAUCCAAGUACUUGACAACGGAACAGUAUACGUGGCCGCAGGGACAGUCAUGAGUGGAGUCAUCAUCUGGGACUUGCACUCCCGCAAGAUUGUGCACAACUUGACCGACCACGAGGGGAGUAUAUUCGGAGUCAAAGUUGACAAGACUGGAAAGUAUAUCGUGUCAUGCAGUGAUGAUCGAUCAAUCAAGUUGUAUGAUUUCGCUAGUGGUACAGUGUUGGCUACUGGAUGGGGUCAUGGCUCAAGAAUAUGGACCCUUGAGUUCUUCAAAGGAGACAAUGUGAAAAUUAUGAGUACCGGGGAAGACUGCAGUUUACGAUUAUGGCAGUAUCAAGAAGGAAACAGCCAAUUGGUGCAAUUGGAAAUGGUAGAGAAUUGUCAUAGUGGGAAGCACAUAUGGAGUGGAGACGUGGAUGAUUUAGAGUAUCAAGUUUGUGUCACUGGAGGUGCUGAUGGUAGAAUUAAAUUGCAUGAUUUGAACAAAGUAAAUAGAACAGAGUAUUCACUUCAGGAAAUUUCUAGCCAGACUGGGCUUGUAUUUGGUAAGAAGGAUUUCAUUCGUGAUUACUUUGAAUUGAAGGAUAGGUUAAUAGUGCUUAUCUCUAAUGGUGAUUUGGUUGAAUACAGUGAUAACUCUUUUAAGACCAUUGCCUUCAAUGACCAACACAAGCUCAAAGAUUUCGCUAUAGUGAAGGGGUUCUCCGAUAUCAAUAUCGUCAUUAUUGCAGCCAGAAAUGGGGAUUUGUUAAUUGCUGAUUUCACUAGUGAUCUUCCACAAUUAUCUUGGAUCCAAGAUGAAUAUCUUGGCAGUAACAAAUUGACAAAUUUGCUAGUAUACUCCACCGACAACAAGUACUACGUGCUCGUAGAUGUACCUAACCCCAACAUACCAUUCAUAUUACGAGAGUUUGACUCAUCCUUCAAUUUGGUAAAUGUCACACAAUUAUCCCAACCCAACCAAACUAGUUUCACAACCACGGACAUGGUAGUUGACUCUGUCAACAACUGGUUGGUUAUUGCUUCUAGAUACGUCACCAUUGCCGCCUAUGACUUGUCCACAACAUCCAUGGCUCUCUUUAAGAAACUUUCCCCUGGAGACACAAUCACUUCAGUGCAGAUAAUUACCAGCAAGACCAACGAACUUGCAUUGUUGAUAUUAGUCAAGGAUGGAAGCUACUUGUACACCACACUCACCUUGUCCACCACGUUCCAUCUUGAUGUCACCCACGCUAAUAAAUUAACUAAAGGAUUCAUCGAAGGAGGAUACAUCAAAUCAAACAAACUAGUGCUCUACGGGUUCAAAUCGCUGUAUUUCUACAUUUGGAACGAGACCUGCCAAUUUGAGAUCAUGAAUGAGCUCUGCGGUGGUAGCCAUCGCCAAUGGAAGCUCGCUCCUUCCAAGUUCAUCUACGUCAAGGACAAAACUACUCUUGUGAUUAGGAAUAUCGCACACAGGUUUGUCAAUGAUGGGUUAAUUCAUUUGGGCACUCACGGUAGAGAAAUCAGAGAUGUGGCUGUGUCACCUGAUGGGAAGUUGCUCGUUAGUGCUUCAGAGGAUGCUACCAUUGCAGUAAGUCAGUUGGAAGAUGGAGUCAAGGGAAUAUGGAGUAUGAACAACCAUAUCUCGGGUUUACAACGAGUUAAAUUCUUGAAUAGCGAAUAUAUGGCUAGUUCAGCUGCCAAUGAGGAAUUUAUCAUUUGGAAAGUUACCCAGAGCAAUAUUCCAUUAGUCAAGGAGUUUGUAAGAUUAAAGCCAUCCGCUGUGGAGAAUCCCGAUUUGAGAAUCAUGAACUUUGCAUCGAUAGAGCUCGAGUCUAAUGUGUUUAUUCUCGUUACGGUUUACUCCAACUCCAACAUCAAAAUAUGGAGAAUUGACUUGAAUAAAGAACACUACGGCGAUAUGGUAAAGUUAUUAGUGAACGACUUUUACACUACCUGCUGUAUCUUAAACGUGGAGUUACUCCAGAAGGAUGAUAAGACGUGGUUAAUGAUUGGUGCUACCGACGGAUAUGUCACCAUCUGGGACGUCACUUCCAAGCUCGACCCGGAAGAGCACAAGUUAGGUGCCCUGAUUAUUCAUCAACAAUUGCAUCAGAAUGGUGUCAAGGCCAUGGAGGUUUUUACACAUCAGGACGGCUACAGGUUGAUUACUGGUGGUGAUGACAACGCGUUGGUGGUUUGUGAUUUACAAGUGCCUGAUUUGAAGUUGGAUAUCGUGGGAUAUGAAGAGAGUGCUGCCUCCGCUACCAUUACUUCGAUAUCUGUUGUGGGCGAACAUAAAUUUGUCACUACUUCCGUUGAUCAAAUUGUUCGUAUAUGGGAGUAUAACGAGGGCUUGACGUGCUUAUCAGCAAGAUACACUACAAUUGCCGACACAGGAUGUUCUGCUUCUAUGGGAAGUACGAUAUACAUCGGGGGAGCCGGCUUAAGCUCGUGGAAAGUAAACAAUUUAUAAAUUCUAUAGAACAUAUAACAUAUCAUACAACUUAGAUUCUUAACAAUCUCAAAUUAAACACGGUAUCAUUAAUGGUUUGUUCUUCGUCAGCAAUGACUUGGUCUCCAGCAGCAGCUGAGAAUUCUUGAAUUGGAGUCUUGGUGGACUUGAGCAACAAUUCAGCAUUGUCAGUGACAACACUCUUCAAAUUGAUGGUGUCCUUGACCAAUUGGUACUCGACUUGAACAUCGUCAGUGGUGUUUAAUCCAACCUUCUUUCUCAAUCUUUGGAUACGGUUGAUCAACUCUCUUGCCAAACCUUCACUUUCCAAUUCAGGAUGAGAGUUGACGUCCAAGAUGACCAACACGUCUUGGAAAGUUCUGCUUUCCAAUCCCUUGGAUUCACACACAGAUUGUGGCAAUCCACGUUGAACUUGUAAAUCUUCAGUAACUAAAUCAAUGCCGUCGACAGUGAUCUUACCGGACUCGGCAAAGGCUUGCACUUCGGCUGAGGAAACCUUUGGCAAGGCUUCCUUGACUCUCUUGGCAUCCUUCUUCAACUUCUUACCCAAUACAGGCCAAUCAGCGACACAUGAGUAUUCAACACCGUACUUGGCUUCGUCAGAGGUGAUGGUGAUGGUACGUACAUUCAAUUCAUCACUGAUGUAGUCCUUCAAUCUCUCAAUGUCGUUCAAGUAUUCCUUGUCCGAAUGCAAAAUGACAAUCUCCUUCAAUGGGGUCUUGAGUGAAAUCAUCUUCUUUUCUCUAAUGUUUCUUCCUAAUUCGAUAACCUUUUGCAUUCUGGAAACAGCCAAUUCAAUUUCAGAGUCAAAAAGCUCUUGUCUGACACUAGGGUAACUCAAGAAAUGAACCGAUCUCAAAUCCUUGUGCUUUGGAUUGAUGACGAUAGAUUCUAAGGUUUCUUGCUUGAAAUAUCCCUUGAUUCUUUGAUAGAUACCAUCAGCCAAGUAUGGAGUAAAUGGUGCCAUGGCUCUAGAAAGGAUAAGCAAAGCUUCAGCCAAAGUGUUAAGACCCUUCUUGGUGUCUUCGACGUCGUCGGAAGCGUAACCCUUGAUUCUACGACGGUUGAAACGGAUGUACCAGUUGGUCAAAUCGUCAAUGAAAUGCAAUAAACGUGGAACAACAGUGUACAAUCUGUAUCCAUUCAUUUCUUCGUGGAUGAACUUGAUCAAUGAUUGGAUGGAGGCCAAUAACCAACGGUCCAUGACGUUUUCUGAGCGCAAGUCGUGGUCAUAGACAAAGUCAACUCCGUUGUCCUUCUUGAAAAUGUCAGCAGCGUCCUUCAAGAACUUGUACGAGUUGUACCAUGGCAACAUGACACUGGAGAUGAUUUCACGCACACCUUCUUCCUUAAACUUCAAAGUUUCAGCACGUAAAACAGGCGAGUUGAUCAAGUACAAACGCAAAGCGUCGGCACCAUAACGUUCCAAAACAAUCGAUGGAUCAGGGUAGUUCUUUAAUCUCUUGGACAUCUUCUUACCAUCGGCGGCCAAGACAAUACCAGUAACAAUGACGUUUUGGUAUGGGGCAGUCUUGAACAAGUGGGUACCCAAUACAGUCAAAGUGUAGAACCACCCUCUGGUUUGAUCUAAACCUUCAGAAAUGAAGUUGGCAGGGAAAGAAUUCAAGAAUUUAUCCUUGUUUUCAAAUGGAUAGUGCUUGGAGGCAUAAGGCAUGGAUCCGGAUUCGAACCAACAAUCAAACACUUCUUCGAUUCUCUUCAAGUCACCCUUGCCUUGCUUGGAUGGGAUAGUAAUGGAGUCGAUGCUUUCACGAUGGAUGUCGGUGAUAUCGUCUCUACCGGACAACUCCUUCAAUUCUUCAAUGGAACCAACACAAACAAUUUCUUCGAAAUCGUCAGAAACCCACAAUGGGAUAGGAGUACCCCAGUAUCUGUUUCUUGAAAUGUUCCAAUCACGGGCAUUGGCGAUCCAGUUGGAGAAUCUCUUGUCCUUGAUGUUGGAAGGAACCCAGUUGGUCUUUUCGACAUUGUCCAACAUUUCUGGGAUAACUUCACCAAUACGGACAAACCAAGCAGGAACGGUACGGUACAUCAAUGGAGUAUCUGAUCUCCAACAGAAUGGGUACGAGUGCUUGGCUUGGGAGUUGACCAAGAUACGGCCUUCUUCGGACAAUUUCUUGAUAAUUAACUUGUCAGCGUCUUUAAAGUAAACCCCUUGGAAAUCUGGAACGUUUGGCAACAUCUUACCAGUGUCAUCAACUACACUAGGAGGAAGCUUCUUUUCGGAAAUGACACCAUGGGCAGUAGCAGCUUGGAAAUCCUCUUCACCAUAAGAUGGAGCUUGGUGGACAAUACCAGUACCGGAAUCGUUGGUAACGUAAUCACCAGGAAUGACUUGGAAUCCCUUGUCCUUGAAUUCUUCGUAAAAGUAGUUAAACAAUGGCUUGUACUUGAGUCCAACUAACGCAGAACCCUUGAGCUUUUCAACAACCUUGUACUUGGCUGCAGCUGGCUUCUUGUAUAAACU